Messenger RNA from Penicillium angulare, 771 nucleotides. It is a transcript of the gene cdc31, whose product is annotated as putative cell division control protein Cdc31. The coding region runs from base 1 to 771 and encodes 256 amino acids. Lineage: Eukaryota; Fungi; Ascomycota; Eurotiomycetes; Eurotiales; Aspergillaceae. The transcript has 2 exons. Gene Ontology annotation, molecular function: calcium ion binding; microtubule binding. Gene Ontology annotation, cellular component: half bridge of spindle pole body; mitotic spindle pole body. Gene Ontology annotation, biological process: spindle pole body duplication. The record is from RefSeq and is a predicted model, not a curated record.
AUGGCCUCGGGCCAACCAUUCGCGUCGCGCUCGUACGCCGGCACAAAAAUCCCAGACCGAUCCGUCAACGCAAAUGCCAUGCCCCUCAGCGCUUCUUCAUUCUCUCGGCACCGUCACGGUGUCCUAGGUGCUUCUGCGCCUAACGAGUUUGGAGCCGGUGAGCCCCAGAAGCAAAAUCAGCAAGCUGGAAAUACACCUGCUAUAGCGCAAAGCCACGGCCCAGCGCAGGAUAGUAAUCCUCUGAACCGGUUGACCGAGGAGCAACGCGAGGAGAUUACCGAAGCUUUCACUCUCUUCGACCUCGACCGCGAUCGCCACCUAGAUUACCACGAGCUCCGCGUAGCUUUCCGCGCCCUAGGCUUCACACUCCCAAAGCAAGAACUCAUUUCCCUCUUAACAAUGUACGGUGUCCCCCGCCCACAAGUCCAACAACAACAAGCGCAGAACAACCACAAUGCUGCGAGCCAAAGCUCCAAGGGCGGAAACCCACAACACCCCUCCAAUCUCCUCAUGCCUCUAUCGUCAUUCCAGGCCACAACCGCGCUGAAGAUUUUAGAGCGAGAUCCCCGCGACGAGAUUCUUCGGGCCUUUGAGCUGUUUGAUGAUGGACAGAAGGGAUUUAUUGAUCUUGAAGAUUUGAGGAGGGUUGCGAGGGAGUUGGGUGAGACAGGACUGGAGGAGGAGGAACUUAGGGCUAUGAUUGAGGAGUUUGAUCUUGAUGGAACCGGGGGUGUUAGUCGUGAUGCUUUUGUGGGGAUUUGUUGGCAGUAA